AUGUCCGGUCUUAUUAUCUUCCAAUGCCAUCCAGUAUCAAACUUCUGGAAAGAGAUGCAGCUGUUCGAGUACCGAGAAGGUUGCUUGCCAAACGAGCCCGACAUGGUCUUGCUUCACGGAAUCUUCAGUGUCGUUCUAGAUAUAAUCGUUCUUGUCCUACCCGUACCAGUUGUUCUCCACUUGAGCCUACCUACAAAGCAGAAAGUUGGAUUGAUUGCCAUGUUCUCACUUGGCUUGAUAGUCUGCUUGGCUGGGUGUCUCAGAAUUGUUAGCAUUCGAAACACCAUCUUAACACUAGACGUCUCUUGGUAUGGUUACGACUUGUAUAUUUACACAUCUACUGAAGCACACGUCGGUAUUAUUUGUGCCUCGAUCCCAUCUCUAAAACCUCUCAUCGCUGUCUUCUUCCCUAGACUUGCAGGAACGACAUACGGCGCCGGUAGUAGGCGAAGAUCCAAUCUUCCUGAUGAAUUCGCAGGAACUGGCAGCCGCGCCGCCCGUAAUUCGAAAGGUUACCCUUUGAACAGCCUCGUCGGUAGUGAAGAGACCGUCUACAUCAGACGAGAUGAAGAGUCCGGCCCAACACCACCUUGGCCCUUAGCAAGGACUAAAACUUCAGCUACCCUGCCCAUGGAUGGGGUAUUAAAAACAACAGAAAUAGAGCAGGUAGUUGUUUUGAGAGAUGCACCGUUUAGAUAA
Messenger RNA from Orbilia oligospora ATCC 24927, 699 nucleotides. RefSeq lists its product as uncharacterized. The transcript is spliced from 3 exons. NCBI's taxonomy places the organism in Eukaryota, Fungi, Ascomycota, Orbiliomycetes, Orbiliales, Orbiliaceae. The record is from RefSeq and is a predicted model, not a curated record. Bases 1 to 699 code for a protein of 232 amino acids.